Molecule: messenger RNA, 926 nt
Organism: Telopea speciosissima
Lineage: Eukaryota; Viridiplantae; Streptophyta; Magnoliopsida; Proteales; Proteaceae
Product: GATA transcription factor 4-like
Exons: 2
Coding region: 29-901 (290 amino acids)
Biological process (GO): positive regulation of DNA-templated transcription
Cellular component (GO): nucleus
Molecular function (GO): sequence-specific DNA binding; zinc ion binding
Source: RefSeq, a predicted model, not a curated record
GUGACUUUUUCAGUUCACCCCGCUGGAGAUGGAGAUGGAGAUGGAUAUGUACGGACAACCCCCCAAUGAUUUCUUCCACAUCGACGACCUCCUCAACUUCUCCAACGAUGAAAUCUUUUACUCCUCCUCCUCCACUCCCAUCGCCGACUCCGACCUCCACCACCACAACCAUCACCUCCCUCCGCCUGAAAGUCUCGUCGGUAAUCGCCCAUCACCCAUUACCGUCAAACGCAACGACUCCAGCUCCAACUCCAACCGAUCCAAUAACUUCACUGACGAUUUUUGUGUUUCUAGCGAUGAUGUUGCGGAGCUAGAAUGGCUUUCGAAGUUCGUGGACGACUCCUUCACCGACUUUUCUCUGAACGAAAUCGUAGAAACUACGAAUUUUCGGCCGGAAGCAUCAGUUCCCGGCAAGACAAGGGGCAAGCGCUCCAGGGUGGCUUCGACGCACAAUAGCUGGACCUCCAUGCCUGAGUACGAAAAUCUAUUCACGGGCAAGUAUAAGCAUAUGAACAACAUUAGUAGCAGUAGAACGGCAAGGAAGAGAGAGGGCUCGUCGAGGAGUGCGUCAGUGAUGGUGGGAAAGCAAUCGUCUCCGUCAUCCCCAGGGGAACUGCGGAAGUGCAUGCACUGCGCAUCGGAGAAGACACCACAGUGGCGCACGGGACCACUGGGACCUAAGACGCUAUGCAACGCAUGCGGCGUACGUUACAAGUCGGGUCGGCUGGUCCCGGAGUACCGCCCAGCUGCAAGCCCAACAUUCGUGCUGACUCAACAUUCGAACUCACACCGGAAGGUGAUGGAGCUGCGGAGUCAGAAGGAGAUUCACUGGCAGCAAGAGAGUGGCAACCACCACCACCAAAACCACAACCAGCAGCAGUUACUCUACAAGGUUUGCUGACGUUGCUUGGGGGUCCCAGAUACUC